UCCCCAGGCUCAGGGCCGCGCGGCCAGCCCCGAAGCGCCGGGGGUCCCCGAGGUGGGGCCGGCCCGGCCGGGGCGCGACGAUGGAGGAGUCGCAGCGCGCUCGCUCGCACACCGUCACCACCACCGCCAGCUCCUUCGCGGAGAACUUCUCCACCACCAGCAGCAGCUUCGCCUACGACCGCGAGUUCCUCCGCACCCUGCCCGGACUCCUCAUCGUGGCGGAGAUCGUUCUGGGACUGCUGGUAUGGACACUGAUCGCUGGAACUGAGUACUUCCGGGUCCCUGCGUUUGGCUGGGUCAUGUUUGUAGCUGUGUUUUACUGGGUACUCACCGUCUUCUUCCUCAUCAUCUACAUAACGAUGACCUACACCAGGAUUCCCCAGGUGCCCUGGACCACGGUGGGUCUGUGCUUUAAUGGCAGUGCCUUCGUCUUAUACCUCUCAGCCGCUAUUGUGGAUGCGUCUUCUGUCUCCCCGGAGAGGGACAGUCACAACUUCAACAGCUGGGCAGCCUCGUCGUUCUUCGCCUUCCUGGUCACCAUCUGCUAUGCUGGAAACACAUAUUUCAGUUUUAUAGCUUGGAGAUCCAGGACCAUACAGUGAUUCACCAUUUUGAGAAUUAAAAGGGAAAAAAAAAAAGGAAGAAUCUCACUGUAAAAACAGCUGUAGGUAUAAUGUAUAUUUCCAGAGAAUUGUAUUUAACUAAUGUUUUUAUAUACUUAGUUAAAUUUGCUCACCAGUGGUUUGUUACAAUUAAACUGGAUACUUCUUUGCAAAGUGCUGUAGCUUA
Molecule: messenger RNA, 789 nt
Organism: Kogia breviceps (pygmy sperm whale)
Lineage: Eukaryota; Metazoa; Chordata; Mammalia; Artiodactyla; Physeteridae
Gene: CMTM8
Product: CKLF like MARVEL transmembrane domain containing 8
Biological process (GO): myelination
Cellular component (GO): membrane
Molecular function (GO): structural constituent of myelin sheath
Source: RefSeq, a predicted model, not a curated record